Arabidopsis thaliana (thale cress) is the source of this 627-nucleotide messenger RNA. RefSeq names its product S-adenosyl-L-methionine-dependent methyltransferases superfamily protein. Bases 1 to 627 code for a protein of 208 amino acids. Gene Ontology annotation, molecular function: S-adenosylmethionine-dependent methyltransferase activity. The transcript has 2 exons. The record is from RefSeq and is marked reviewed. NCBI's taxonomy places the organism in Eukaryota, Viridiplantae, Streptophyta, Magnoliopsida, Brassicales, Brassicaceae.
AUGGAGAGAAACGUUGAGAAGAUGCUGAACAGAGUUUCAGUCGUGUUCUUAAGCAUCGGAACAGUGUUAAUGCAUCUUCCUCUCCCAAAGAAGAACGCUCGAAUCUGGUUCUCUGGAGCUUGGAAAUCGCGUCUAUCCUCCUUCUCUACCUACUUCCUCCGAUUUCGCGAUCUCGGAUUCAUUCAAAAUCACACCAAAGCUCUCUGUCUUUCCGACGGAGCAGGCCAUGCUCCGAUGGCUCUUUCUCAGAUCGGAUUAUCCGACGUUACCGCAGUUGAAUUGGUUGAUUCGAUUCCUCUUGUGAAAAGAGCUGAUCCUCAUAACCUUCCGUUUUUCGACCGUGUCUUUGAUUUUGUCUUUACUGCACAUCUAGCUGAAGCUCUGUUUCCGUGGCGGUUCGUGGAGGAGAUGGAGAGGACGGUGCGACGCGGUGGGUUUUGUGUGGUUGCGGUUGAUGAAUGUAGUGGAGAUGAUGUUAGAGACAUUGCUAGGUUUUUUCAUAAUUCCAAGAUCGUUGAUGUUGCUAAUGUAACCUUAGAAAGAGUCAAAAGAACUAGUAUACUAUUCAAACUUCAAGACUCUAAAAGGACUAGUAUACUAUUCAAAGUUCAAGACUCUCUUUCAUGA